CCUGCCUCGCGGCCUCCGGCGGACCAGGACCGCGCGGCGACCGCGCCUCCACGUCACGCGCGCCGGAGAGGACCCGCCCCUCACGUACCAUCCGGAGCGCCCGAUGGCGGCGGCCCCGGCCACGCACGCCUACCGCUCUUCGGCUUCGAUAAUUGCAGGCCUAACAGGUGCUCUGCGGGCAGCAUCUACAGGAUCCUGUGCUCAUUUCUGCAAUUUUCAAGCAUUAGUGAACAAUGGACUUCUAUACAGAAGGGAAAAUCCUCUCUCCUUGAGAUGCUCUUUUCGCUCCUUGCAAGCAAGAAAUAACCAUUCAUCAGCCGUUGCACCUAAGGAUUAUUGUGAAACUUACAUCCAGUUUCUAAGAGAUAAACGGAUAGUUCCUGAUUCAGAUCCGCCAAGCUCUAAAGAUGUGGACCUCCUGUAUGAAUUUAUCGACAAGAGUAAAAGGCUCAUGGUGGUAACUGGAGCAGGAAUGAGCACCGAGUCUGGAAUUCCUGAUUACAGGAGUCCUAACGGUGCAUACAGUACUGGUUUUAAACCACUUACUCAUCAGGAGUUUGUUCGGUCUAUUCGAGCUAGGAGACGGUACUGGGCUAGGAGCUAUGCUGGAUGGAGAAGGUUCACAAGAGCACAACCAAAUGCAGCCCAUUAUGCUCUUGCAUCUCUAGAAAGGAUUGGUCGUGUUCACUUGAUGGUUACCCAAAAUGUGGAUAGGUUGCAUCAUCGUGCUGGCAGUAAGCCACUUGAACUGCAUGGGAGCGUAUAUGAGGUAAUUUGUUUAGACUGUGGUACAUCCAUCAGCCGAGAGUCAUUCCAGGAACAAGUGAAGGACCUCAACCCAAAGUGGGCUCAAGCUAUUGAUAGUUUGGAAGUGGGGCAACCGGGUUCAGACAAAAGUUUUGGGAUGCAGCAGCGACCUGAUGGUGAUAUUGAGAUUGAUGAGAAGUUUUGGGAGCAAGAUUUUGAAAUUCCUAACUGCCAUCAAUGUGGUGGAGUGCUAAAACCUGAUGUUGUGAUGUUUGGUGACAAUGUUCCUCAAGAGAGAGCUGAAAGCGCUAAGGAGGCUGCAAGAAAUUGUGAUGCACUUCUGGUGGUUGGUUCGGCACUGAUGACAAUGUCUGCUUUUAGGCUGGCAAGGCUUGCGCACGAAGCAAAUGCUCCAAUAGCCGCGGUUAGCAUUGGGGAGACAAGGGCUGACAGCAUUUUAUCACUGAAAAUCAAUGCAAGAUGUGGGGAGAUAUUGCCCAGAAUACUGCAGAUGGGAAGCCUGACAGUACCAAACGUAAGCUGAGCGUUGCUGUCAAAAUGUCCAAGUUGUAUUCUCACGCGACUAUCGUCGCCCAUAAGCACAACCUCUGGAGAACUCGGUUCGCUGUGAAGAAGACAAGGUGAAACAAGUAACUAGCUGUGAGAUAAUUCAACAUGUCCUAGGAAGGCGAAGGUCACUGACUAUCUCGUUUCAAAAAAAAAAAACUGACUAUCUUGGUUCUGCCUAUGAGCAUUAGUAGCCAAAAAGGGGGAUAUCCAAAUUGACCAUAGGGAACAAAUACAGUAUUCUGGGAUCAUUCCCGCAACCAAUGUUGAAGUCGCCCUGUCUUGUAAAAAGAAAGAAGAAAAGAAUCCAAGGUCAUUAUUAUAUAUUUAUAAUAUUUAAUUGUGGGAUACCUGAUGAGCCAUAA
Molecule: messenger RNA, 1679 nt
Organism: Setaria italica (foxtail millet)
Lineage: Eukaryota; Viridiplantae; Streptophyta; Magnoliopsida; Poales; Poaceae
Product: NAD-dependent protein deacylase SRT2
Exons: 11
Coding region: 104-1291 (395 amino acids)
Molecular function (GO): NAD-dependent protein lysine deacetylase activity; NAD+ binding
Source: RefSeq, a predicted model, not a curated record